AUGGCCAAAGUUUGUGCUUCAAAACAAAAGACUCGGAAGUUCAAGCCAGAGUUGAGUUUAAAGAUCAAAGAGGAGAUUACCAAACAGAUCGAAUCUCAAGUAGUGAAAGUAACGCAAUAUCCGACUUGGUUAGCCAACGUUGUUCCGAUUGCCAAGAAAGACGGAAAGAUCAGAAUUUGCGUUGACUAUAGAGAUCUCAACAAAGCAAGCCCAACAGAUAAUUUUCCAUUACCAAACAUUCAUAUUCUCAUUGAUAAUUGUGCCAAGCAUGAGAUGCAGUCAUUUGUGGAUUGUUAUGUGGGCUAUCACCAGAUCCUAAUGGAUGAAGAAGAUGCAGAAAAGAUAGCCUUCAUUACGCCUUGGGGUGUAUAUCACUAUCGGGUGAUGCCUUUUGGUCUCAAGAAUGCCAGUGCUACUAAUAUGAAGGCUAUGACAACAAUUUUUCGUGAUAUGAUUCAUAAGGGGAUUGAGAAAGCGAUAAAAGAACAAGCCUUAGUUGAUCAUCUUACAGAGAAUCCGAUUGAUGAAGAGUUCAAGGAGAAUAGGUCGAAGAACCCACAGAUCACACCGUAUGUGCAGUUUAUACAAAAGUUGUGUAAGAGAUUUUACAAUAUUGAGUUCAGACACACUCCCAGGACACAGAAUGAGUUGGCAGAUGCUCUUGCCACAAUUGCCUCAAUGAUUAAACAUCCAGAUACAAGUUAUAUUGAUCCCUUGGAUAUAGAGGUAAAAAAGCAACUUGUCCAUUGUUCACAUGUUGAAGUAGAACCAGAUGGUUUGCCUUGGUAUUUUGACAUCAAGAAGUAUUUGGAAACCGGGACCUAUCCUGAGAAUGCAACGUUCAACCGGAAGAAAUCAAUUCGCCAUAUGGCUAACAAUUUAUUUCCAAGUGUGGAAAUCCUUUAUAGGAGGACUCCAGAUUUAGGUCUUCUCAUAUGUGUGGAUGAUAGUAAAGCUGCGAAGCUUUUGGAACAUAUACAUGCUGGAGUUUGUGGUACUCAUAUGAAUGGACUCACUUUGGCGAAGAAGAUCCUCCGCGCUGGUUAUUUUUGGAUGACUAUGGAGCGUGAUUGUUGCAAGAUCGUGCAGAAAUGUCACAUAUAUCAAGUGCAUAGUGAUUUGAUUCGAGUACCACCUCAUGAACUCAAUGCCAUGAGUUCACCUUUGCUGUUUGUAGCCUGGGGCAUGGAUGUCAUCGGUCCAAUAGAGUCAGCCGCUUCUAAUGAACACAGAUUCAUUUUGGUUGCCAUUGACAACUUUACCAAGUGGGUGGAAGCAGCUUCAUAUAAGUCAGUGACCAAGAAAGUUGUAGCUGAUUUCUUUCGCAACAAUUUGAUGUGUAGGUUUGGAGUACCAGAAUCCAUCAUUACUGAUAAUGGAGCGAAUCUCAACAUUCACUUGAUGAGAGAGAUAUGUGAACAAUUCAAGAUUACCUACCGAAACUCAACUGCUUAUCGUCCCCAAAUGAAUGGAGUUGUUGAAGCAGCCAACAAGAACAUAAAGAAUAUUCUGAGGAAAAUGAUUGACAAUCACAGAGGUUGGCAUGAGAUGUUGCCCUAUGUUUUAUUGGGUUACAGAACGACUGUCAGAACGUCAAUUGGAGCCACUCCAUACUUGUUAGUAUAUGGAACAGAAGCAGUUAUACCUGCAGAAGUUGAAAUACUUUCGUUGAGAAUCAUUCAGGAAACUGAAUUAAUUGAUGUUGAAUGGGUUCACAAACGGAUCGAUCAAUUAACAUUGAUUGAUGAGAAGAGAAUGGUUGUUGCUUGUCAUGGUCAACUGUAUCGGCAGAGAAUGAUUCGUGCUUUCCACAAAUGA
Solanum tuberosum (potato) is the source of this 1818-nucleotide messenger RNA. RefSeq lists its product as uncharacterized. Gene Ontology annotation, biological process: DNA integration. Lineage: Eukaryota; Viridiplantae; Streptophyta; Magnoliopsida; Solanales; Solanaceae. The transcript has 4 exons. Gene Ontology annotation, molecular function: nucleic acid binding; RNA-DNA hybrid ribonuclease activity. Bases 1 to 1818 code for a protein of 605 amino acids. The record is from RefSeq and is a predicted model, not a curated record.